AUGAAUCACAGCGCUCAGAAUUUGAUUGGUUGGAAGCCGACCAAUCGUAUCAUUCCUAUUCAUUUACAGCAGCUUCUGCUUUCUGUUUUCUAUUAUACUCAACCUAAACUCAAUAGUCCAAGCCAAGCGAACAAGCUUCAUUCCAUUCUCUUCGAAUCCAAUAUGUCAUUUACAUUUGUAGCUUUUGCCUACCUUGCUGCACUCAUUCUUACAGCAUUACUUAUCUUUUUCGCCAUAUGGCACAUUAUUGCAUUCGAUGAAUUAAAAAAUGAUCACAAAAAUCCGAUUGAACAAUGCAAAUCUUUGAAUCCGUUGAUUAUACCGGAAUACGCGACGCACGCAUUCAUUAAUUUACUAUUUCUACUCGGUGGUCAAUGGUUUACACUCUUUCUCAAUAUGCCAUUGAUCGCUUUUCAUAUCAAUAAAUUUCGCAACCGUCCAGUCAUGAGUGGAUUUGGUAUUUAUGACCCUACAAGUAUAAUGAACGCUCAAGCAUUGAAUUCUCUUCAACGUGAAGGCUGGAUCAAACUUGGUUUUUAUGUGAUUACGUUUUUCUACUAUCUUUACGGAAUGAUUGCUGAAUUAAUUCGUGAUUAA
Molecule: messenger RNA, 597 nt
Organism: Adineta ricciae
Lineage: Eukaryota; Metazoa; Rotifera; Eurotatoria; Adinetida; Adinetidae
Source: the annotation of a GenBank genome assembly